GUGGCGUGCGUCUGCACACACAGACACACAGACAAAGACGGCGGACCGGAGGAGCGAGAGUCAGUAGCGCGUUAUUACUCUCCAGUGUUCCACGCGUGGAAACGUCCAGAAAAACAUGAGCAGAGCGUGAGCAACGCAGAGGCGGGACGUGUGAUUUCAGCGCACAGUGGCGUUUGAUUUUUUUUACCGCAAAUGCUUUUGAAGUACGAGUCUUUUCUCAACGCCCCCCAACAAUUAGCAGCUCCGCUAGCGGUUAGCCAUCCUCGCCAUCAGCCAGAAAACGCGAGAUAAAAGCAGCGGGCGAGGAAAUAAGAAAGCGUGGUUGUUGUGUUGUCUAAUGCACACACACGGGCAUUGCUAUGCCUAGCCCCCUGUUCCACCCUGACAUCAUGGAUCACGAUAUGGUUGUGAGCAGCACCGGCCAGUCCAGCGGGGUCACCCUGCCGCUCGCCCGGGACUCAGAGUUGGAAUCCCGGGACGAGGAGCACCAGGAGGCGCUGCGCUUCGCCCUGGAUCAGCUGUCACUCAUGGCGCUGGAUAAAGUCGACUGUUUGGACGGAACAUCAUCGGGCAGUGAGAACUUGAACGGAGGUGGUGGUUAUGUCGACCUGCAGAUUCAUCCGAACGGGUCACGGGAGUCGCCCAGCUCCUGCUCGCCCUCUCCGGAGUACUACGGCACAGGAGGCGGCGGAUACCACAUGGCCGUCCCGCACUCCAUUCUCGUGGAACAAAGCUCCGUGCUCCGCAAGAGGAGUGUCAACAUGACCGAGUGCGUUCCCGUGCCAACGUCAGAGCAUGUGGCGGAAAUUGUGGGCAGACAAGGUUGCAAGAUCAAAGCUUUGCGUGCAAAAACAAACACUUACAUCAAGACGCCAGUGAGAGGAGAAGAUCCUGUGUUUAUCGUGACGGGUCGGCGCGAAGACGUCGAAAUGGCUAAGCGAGAAAUAAUUUCUGCAGCGGAACACUUCUCCAUGAUACGAGCGUCACGCUGUAAAGCGGGCGGCAACAGCGGGCCCGGGUCGGGCGGAUCUCUCCCUGGACCUCCGAACCUCCCGGGACAAACCACCAUCCAGGUGCGUGUGCCCUACAGAGUUGUCGGUCUGGUGGUGGGACCCAAAGGCGCCACGAUCAAACGCAUCCAACAGCAGACACACACGUAUAUCGUCACGCCCAGCCGCGAGAAAGACCCUGUGUUCGAGGUGACUGGAAUGCCAGAGAACGUUGACCGAGCACGAGAAGAAAUUGAAAUGCACAUCACGCUCCGCACAGGUGCGUUUGUGGACCUGCAAGGAGACAACGACUUCCACAGCAACGGUACUGACGUGAGUUUGGAGGGUCUCGGUUCGCUGGGGCUCGGCGGUACGCUGUGGUCACGUGCCAGUCACUCUGCCCCGCCUCCUCCACCACCUCCCCCUCCACCACCCCUUCACGUUUCCAAACGCAAGAUGUCGUCCACGUCCUACUCCAACAGCGCUCUGAACUCUGACUCGUUUACGGUGACGCGGCGAGCCACGGAUGGCGGGAGUCCCACGAGCCCGUUCAGUACAAGCAGCGCUGGCGGUAGCUUCUCAUUCGCCGGUGAUUCCACUCCUGUACUGCCAGCUGCGUCGGAAGACCUGGGCUUCGAGUUCAGCGCUGCCAAUAUCUGGGCACCGUUCGUCAACGGCGGUAAGCAGCAACAGCCAGUUCGUCGCAACAGUAGCGGGCUUAGUGGAGGAGCCAUUACCCCGCGCCUGUCGCCCACCCUGCCCGCCGACCCCUCCAGUCUGGAUCACCCGCUCGCCCGCAGAGCACAGAGCGACCCCCUUAGUACACUCUCCUGGCUACAAACGGGUGGUGGAUCAUUUUCGGGUGGUAGCAGCAGUAGCGGGGGAAGCUCCACCGGUUACUCCUCUUGCUCAGCAUCUUCAUUGCCCGGCGGAUCGCCCACUGAUUCCGAGGGAGGUGGCAGCGGCGUGGGCAUGGCAUCCACCAUGCUUGGUCGCCUAAAAGCGGGUGGUCUGGCUGUCAUGGUGCCCGGAAGUUGUAGGGACUGUUACGUGUGCUGUGAGAGCGAGGUAACAGCCGCUCUGGUCCCGUGCGGGCACAAUCUCUUCUGCAUGGAUUGCGCGGGGCAGAUAUGCCAGUCGCAAGAGGCUGAGUGUCCCGUGUGCCACACCCCCGUGACGCAGUGCAUUCGAAUCUUCUCUUAAUACCCGGACGAACGCAAACCCCCAAUAAACUUCCUCACAAUUAAAGACUGCCUUCAUAGGAUUGACCGUAAUUAUUAGAUAUGACACUAUUCUGAUUUAUUGACAAUAAUAAUAAUAAUUACUAUGAAAAUGACUAAAUUAUCGACUCAAGUACUUGUUGUUUUUUCGUGAAACUGAGGAGCAAAGAAAACCAGUGUCUUCAGUGUUCACAUUCGUUCUGCCGUAUUUAACGGUUAGUUUUCCAUUCAUGCUUCCAUGCGGCCGUAAACGGUCUUCGUUUUUUCCGCUUGAGACUUUUUCUACUUGCAGAUAUUUUUCGACUUUGACGCUGCAUAAGUCUGCACUUUUUUCUAGUGUAUUGUUUGUUUAAGAGGGUUGGCAAUACAGUUGUUUUUUAAAUUAUUUUUUAAGAUCUUGUGUUGCUGUUUUGCAUUGAAUAAAAAAAAUUUAAAAAAUGCAGUCGACUACAUGCAGCACGCCCGCAACAACAAGAGCGUAUAUGGAAGACUGCAAAACCUGCACACUUGUUUAGACCAAAACAUUACAGAUAUAUCCCUGUUUUUAUUUUCAAUGAAGAAUGGAACACUUAAUAUUUAUACACGUUAAGAGUUGACAUCCGACGUAAUAGUUAAUGUUGAAUUUAAUAUAGAUAGAAUAGUACAUGUUAUGAAUAUCAUUACCGUGCUAGGAGGUUGUUUGCUACCUUGUUUUCUCUUUUGCCACACAACCUUAAAGCAUUCAUACUGUAGUAGAUGGCGCCACGUGCGUCCUCGUCAUUGAUGUUUUAGUGGCCGAUGAUAAUGCAGACUAUCGUAUUUGUUUACGUCUGUGAACGAAACGUCACACGUUAGUUCAUUCCAACAGUCUACACUCCUGAAACAGGGUGGCUAGUAUUUAAAAACACAUUGACAACUUUAUCUGUUACAAUGUUACUGUUCUUAGAGACUUUUGUGGUAAGACUAGCUGAUUGGUUGUGGAUGUGUGGGCGGAUGUUUGCCACGCCCCACUGAAAUAUAAGAUAGUUCUUUGUAACAUUACACGAAUGUUUCUCUUUGUUUUGGAUUUGUGUAUGUGUGUGAUUUGAGAGUAUGGAGUUGUUUUUAAACCAGCUGUUGUAGAGCCAUCCUGCUUCGUGCACAGUGACACAUUGCAAUGUUCUUUCUGAAUUCCCGAGGGGCCUGUCGCGGUCUCUUGGGGGCCAAGCUGGAGUAAAAGUCUUCCGGCCCUUGCAAGAGAAUUAUUCUCGUUCUGAGUUUAAGCUGUUUCAGAUGCAUCCUGCAUACAAUGCAGCGUUCGCACUUAGUACCAUCAUGUAUCAAUAUUUUCUUAAGCUGCCUGUGAUGGUUGUUGUUUUGAUGAUUAGAAUCGAAUCUUUGUAGCCCCUUUGAAAGGUCUGUGACAAUUUAUGUGACAAGCCAUGAAUUCACACUCUAAAGGGCUUCCGGUUACACACUACACUUCAGGUCGUAUCCCGCGUUAUCGCUAAUGAAACAGGAUGUAUUGUCCCGACACAAUCCGUAUGGCAGCUAUAUCACCCAGGGCUUCCAUACAUUAUUUAGUGAUGCACGUCUGAGGACAGCGGAAUUGUUUCGUUGACAGUCAAAAGCUUCCGCGCUGUCAGUUUUUCCGCGUUACUAGAGUGAAAAGCUUUCUACCUAAACGUCGGACUUAAAACACAUCUCAGACGGUAAAAAGCUCAAAAGUUUUACAUUUGGUUUGCAUGAUUUGUACAUAUCUGUAACAUCAAAUUUUUUAGCGAAAUUGCGCAAGCCUCAUAAUUCGUAUAUGAUUUAAACCACUGCAGUUUUCUUAAUUUUUUGACGUGUUUAAUAUGAAACGUAAACAGUGCCAGUCAUAAUUAAUUUCGAAUUGCGACCUGUAAAUGGUGCCUUGGUGGUGUCGCUCGCUACCGACGUGUUGUCUGUUUUUAAAGGUGCCCUGUUAAGGCCAAAGUAUACUUUCCGUUUUUCUACGUGCCACUACGCAAUGCAAAUUUUGCCAUCAACACAGCAGCUACGCACGGACUGUCUGAGUGCAUCCAGUUUUUUAUUAGUCAUGCGGACAGUCUGCAUCUUUGCGUAUCGUCUGUGCGUGCGCCUGACAUUGACUGUGCUUAAACAGUAGACGAGCCCGGAAGGCUAAUUCCCUAUGGGUUCCCUUUGGAAUUUCCAAUGGGUUUCUUGGGUUAUUGUAAUGACGUUUUGUGAAAAAACAUUGCUUGAAGAUUCCCUCAAACGUGAAAGAUGAACAAGUUGCUAAUUAAGGACUACAAACAUGUCUGGCGAAAUGGAAAAUCGAUGUUGUCCUUAUCUAGCAACUUGUUAGCAUCAUACUUAAAAAAACAAAACAAAAAAAAACACAGGUGGCUUUAAAAGUCAAAUUUGGGUUAAGACAAAAACAUCCAAGUAUCUUCAUGUAAUGUUUAGCAUAAACCUUAUUUUACUCAGAAAUCCCAAACUGGCAUCAUAAAAACCCCAAGGUAAAUCCAGAAGGAACCCAUGGCUCAAAAAUGCUUAUUCUCUUCUGUUUUUUUAAACUACAACCUGAAUAGCUCGCAUCAAACGCAUCCGUAUGGGCUCGUGGUCAAGAGCAAUUGUAAACGCAUCGAACGGCGCGUGGGAAAACGAAGUAUACCCGAGCCUUUAUAGAGAAGAUUGUAUUCUGCACGGCUGUGUCGUUUCAGGCUGUGUUCACACUCCUCUUCCAAUUUUAGUUUGUGGUUUUUCAUUAAUACGUAGGUUAUGCUUCAGACAGUGUGGCGGCGAAGUGAUAAUCGUAAAAAGUAUUUGUACAGAGGGCCAUGUUGUAUCUGAGCUGGCUGUUUCCCUCUAUUUUGUCCCCAUGUUUAGUUUAUGGGAGCAUCAGGAAUAUUGUGCACUCAUGUUAGUUACUAAGUUAAGAAUCUGGUUUUAUAAGCCAGUCCAAGGGAUUUUGUGUGAUUGGUUUAACGGUACAAGAAACUAGCUGAAAGUGUAUUUUUAGUUCUCUGUGUCUGUGGUGUUUUGGCAUGAAGGUCAUGUGACUAGUGAAGAAUUGGUCACGGCAGGCCUGAGUUUUAAGAUUGACCCUACAGACCUGAAAGUGGGUUGUUUCUUUGUGUCCUCCAAGGGUUAAAAACAGGGUUUACUGAGGAGAUCUCAGGCAGUUUAGAAUGGAGAAGAUGUCAAACGCUGUUGUCCCAUGAAUCAUUUUCACCCUAAACUCUACUCUAUUUUCGCUUGAAUUCUUUUUGUACGCAGAACCAAAAGUUUUUCAAUAAAGAAACGUCAGAAACGUCAAUUGUAAAUAUCCUGAAACAAUCAUUGGGAUUUGUUUAAGAAGUACAAAACUGAAAAAGGUUAAUGUAGUUUUUAAAACAUGUAUCAUUAUUUGUAAGUUAACUCUCUGCAUGUCUUGCAGCCAUCUGGCAUUGGCUAACGAAACGGUGAAAAAAAAACUUUUUUACACAUUUUAUUUUUACAAUUUAUUUGCUUAUCUUGACAAAUGUCCCAGAUUAUAAUGUGACCCUUUUAUUACAGCAAAUUUAUCUUUAUUUUCCAUAUUUCUGUUACCUGUGUACAACAUAUAGGCAAUUUAUAACAAAAUGAGAAAAAAUUAUUGAAGAAAUUUAAAAUUUAAAUCUAUUUUAUUUGAAAGUUUAUGGACCUUUUAACCGUGAGCUGGAACAAUUGUAUACACGUAUAAUUUGAGCUGACUGACGGUUCUAAGAAAUGUAUCAAGAGUUUUAUUUUUUAUGCUUCUUUAAUAAAAUCUUGUUUUUACUUUUCGUUUUUGUACUGUAAAACAAUAAAA
Myxocyprinus asiaticus (Chinese sucker) is the source of this 5984-nucleotide messenger RNA. Its product is annotated as RNA-binding protein MEX3B-like. The record is from RefSeq and is a predicted model, not a curated record. The coding region runs from base 360 to 2192 and encodes 610 amino acids. Gene Ontology annotation, molecular function: RNA binding. NCBI's taxonomy places the organism in Eukaryota, Metazoa, Chordata, Actinopteri, Cypriniformes, Catostomidae. The transcript is spliced from 3 exons.